Topomyia yanbarensis is the source of this 1581-nucleotide messenger RNA. Its product is annotated as RWD domain-containing protein 2A. Bases 608 to 1522 code for a protein of 304 amino acids. The record is from RefSeq and is a predicted model, not a curated record. Gene Ontology annotation, molecular function: protein binding. The transcript has 3 exons. Lineage: Eukaryota; Metazoa; Arthropoda; Insecta; Diptera; Culicidae.
UAUUCUUGGAAUUUGGUGAUUUAACCCCGGAACGAACAGUUGCCGUGAGUGACCGGUCCGAGCUUAGAUUGUCAUAAGGUCCCGUAAAGACUUCUGAGACAAUUGCAAGAAUGUUGAUACUUAUAUUACUAGGAUUAUAUUAAAAUUUAUAAAUCACAUCCUAGUAUUGGAACAUCCCUCCGGAAAUCCGGAUUACUGGAAACCAGAUGCAUUUAUCCAGUUCAUUUUUACAGAUCCUGAAAGUAGAUGAGUUUCUCAAUCUAAAAUAUCUAAGUGUCCAAAUCGGUUAAAAUGCCUUAGUUAAGAUCUUUUCAAAUGGAUGGUAUUCAGACUAGUCAGACCAUUAAAGAUUUUUUGUUGGACACACAACGAUUGUGCAAAUGUAGGGUGAUUGAUGAGUAAUUCAUCAAUUUAAAAUAUCACAACCAUAAACUCGAUUGCAACAACUGUCGAAGCACAGUGAUCGUUAAUACCGCUUAUUAGAUUCUCCACCGCAUGAAUAUUUUUUCGGCGAAUACUAAAGCGGGUUACGAGAAAGACGAACAAUGAAGGACCAGAUGUUUACUUUGUGACAAAUCCUGGAUAGAAUUUCGAUUCUCCACUUUUCAUGGACACCGAACAACUACAGAACGACCUACUGAGGGACUGCCUCCGCAAACAAUUGGAUGAGUUCCAUAUGUUGGCAUCAAUAUUUUGCAAUCCCGGCGAACUCCACGUUGACGACUACAGUUUUGUAGAUAACAUCAACGCAUAUGUCGAAGGUGAAACGAAGCAACUCCGUGCAAAACUUGAUUACCAGCUAAAUCUCCCGCUGCAACAUUCGGAGAAGGUUCAAAUUCGCAUCGAAUUACCUCAUCUUUAUCCAGGAAUAGAGAUACCAGAGUUUGUUAUCAGAUCCACAACGUUUCCACGGGAUCAAGAGCGAAUGAUCACGAAACGGAUAGAAGACUACAUCCAUCAGGAGGUUCUAGACCAGAACGAAACGUAUGUCUACCAGGUGGUUUCCUGGAUUCAGGACAACUUUAAUGAAAUCACAAAAAAUGCGGAAAAAAACCAAAACCUAGAAGCUAGGAACACUACAUUGAACGUACCUAGCGCAAUUAUUUUUGAAAGGUUGUGGAUAUAUUCCCACCACUUGAAGAGCAAAACAAAACGGAAAACAAUUUUGAAAACUGCCAAUGAUUUGAACUUAUCAGGUUUCUCGAGGCCCGGAAAACCAGCAAUUAUCUGUGUGGAAGGAUGGCAACAAGACACACAGGAGUUUUGGCGCACCAUUCGACCGUUGAAAUGGCAAAAGAUCCAAAUUCGUUUGGCAGAAACUGAAACAAUAGAGCGUUCCGACUCUUUAGAAAGUAAACGAAGAUUCCCGGGUUUUCGCGAGGAGCUGUUCACCGAGGUAGACGAAGACAACGAUGAAGAAGUGCCCAUGAGCAUGAGCUUAUUUAUGACCUUUCUAGAUAAACAUAAGAGCGGGUAUAUAAGAAAGGAAAUAUUUGGCUUCGACCAAAUCGAGGCGCAAUAAUUUUUUUGUAUAGUUUCAUCGUUAUAGGUGCAAUCUAAUAAAUGAUUCGUAUUUUUAUA